GAGCUUUCCAUAUCUUAUCAAAUGUGGCAAACAUCCAUUGAACUGGCUUCGACCUUCGCAAACCCUCCAAGUAGAUACCUCAAUUAUAGUAGGUAGUUGUUUGUUUCCCUAUCGCCUGCAUCAGGCCUUAAAACUAGAUACUCGACUCUUUAGGCUGUACAGCCCGCCAUUGAAGACCCCAGUUUGCGCAACCGACACACACCCAGACAUCCCGAACGUGCAUUCUCAGAAGCCGUCCUCAUGGGUAAUGACGGUGGCUCAAUCCCGAAGCGGCGCGAGCUCGUCAAAGAAGCCGCCCGCCUGCCCACGACAUCCGAGCUCAAAGCCACAGCGCUCGAGUCCCUCACACACGCCUGGACGACAUGUCCCAUAUCGUCGGAGCCGCUAGACCCCCACAACACCGUAUCAGACUCGCGCGGGCGCCUAUACAACUACGAAACGGUGCUGCGGUGUCUAAUGCCCAGCGCCGACGCCAAUGAGCCCGCAGCCGAGGAGAAGCAAUCGCAGGAAGCAGCCGAGUUCGCGCGCUCAGGCAUCCGCUCUCUAAAAGACGUCGUCAAGCUGCGCUUCAACAUCCGGAAAGACGAGAAGCGCGGCGAGAUUCGCACGUGUCCGUUAAGCAUGAAGGAGUUGGGCCCUAGCACGCGCGCCGUGUACGUAGUGCCCUGCGGCCACGUGUUCACAGAGAUAGUCGUGAGAGAACUCCUCGCGGCCGAGGAGAGUUCAGGUGCGGAUGCGGCGCCAGAGAAGAGAAGUAACUGCCCAGAGUGCAGUGAAGCAUUCCCGCUACGCGAUUUGGUCCCCAUACUGCCCGUAGACGAGGCCGACGUUGAAAAGUGCACAGCGCGCAUAGAAGCGCUUCGAACCGCUGGUCUAGCGCAUAAUCUGAAGAAGGACAAGUCCGCAGGCGGCAAGAAGAAGCGCAAGGCAGCGGAAGAAGAAGAUGGGAAAGCACAUGAGAAUGGUGCCAACGGAGACAAGCCGGUGCAAAAGGAGAAGAAACAAAAGAAAGAUCGAGGCGACAUCUCGAGUCGCAUCAAUAAUUCCAUGACUGCUACGCUUACGGCCAAGGUCCUCGCUGAACAGGACGAACGAAAUAAACAGAGAAAGCUAGCAGCUGCGGUACGGUAAGCAUCUGGUGUAUUUAUCCUUUGGCAUAUUGGCGUUGUGGCGACAUCAUUUGUAUCUGAAAAUCAUAGCAAAUCCACGAAUUAUGAGAAAUGAAGA
Messenger RNA from Xylaria bambusicola, 1227 nucleotides. Its product is annotated as Rtf2 RING-finger-domain-containing protein. Gene Ontology annotation, cellular component: nucleus. The coding region runs from base 241 to 1131 and encodes 296 amino acids. The record is from RefSeq and is a predicted model, not a curated record. Gene Ontology annotation, biological process: site-specific DNA replication termination at RTS1 barrier; mitotic DNA replication termination. NCBI's taxonomy places the organism in Eukaryota, Fungi, Ascomycota, Sordariomycetes, Xylariales, Xylariaceae. The transcript has a single exon.